CGGACAAUAAAUGCGUUGCACACGGAAGUACAGAGGUUGCCAUUUAGGAGCAAAACAGUUUACUCCACGAAGUCCAUUAUUUCCGUAGUUUCUCUCGGUAUUUUAAACAUAGACGAUCUAUUUUGCAUGUGACAUCACGAAAAAGUAUUGACAAGUGCAUUCACCAUCUACUUGUACUAAUCUGCGUUUGCUGGCAAUUCGGCGUGGCUGAUUUUGUGAGCUUGUUAUAAUGAACGUUGACACAUCGCAGCCCGUGACCACUGGAGGAACAGCAUCGAAUUCGUCUACAUCGAGCAACAGCAGCAACUGUAUCACACUUACAAACAAUGCAGCAGCAAACGUCAGCAGUAUACCUUCUAUCGGAACUAGUAAUAUUCCAACCUCUGCUGCCAUGGCGACCCCAUCCUCUGACGCAUCGGUGUCAAACGGAGUGUACAUGCCGGGUAUCGCCAACGGAGACGUGAAGCCGGCCAUUUCCACCACGCCCCUGGCCGACUUCCUGAUGCAGUUGGAGGACUACACACCCACGAUCCCAGAUGCAGUGACGGGUUACUACCUCAACCGCGCUGGAUUUGAGGCCUCAGACCCUAGAAUAAUCCGUCUCGUCUCACUGGCUGCCCAGAAGUUCAUCUCAGAUAUCGCUAACGAUGCGCUCCAGCACUGCAAGAUGAAGGGAACUGCUUCAGGAAGCUCCAGGAAUAAGACUAAGGAUAAGAAAUACACCCUGACCAUGGAGGACCUGGCUCCUGCUCUGUCUGAGUAUGGCAUCAAUGUGAAGAAGCCCCACUAUUUCACAUAGUCCCCUCACUGAGAGCUCCAACAUGCACGCACGCACACACACACAUUCGCGCGCACACACACACACACACACACGCACGCGCACACGUACACGUACACGCACUCGCACUCGCACUCGCACUCGCACAAAUACAUACACACACAUACAUACACACAGGAUGUGGAGCUGUCUUGCAUUUGUUCAUUUAGCAUUUUUUAUAUCCUUGUAGCAUGUUGUCAUUGUGUUCAUUUAUGCGUUUCUGAUGUUUUAUUGACCUCAAUAAAAUCUUCCAAAGUAAA
Molecule: messenger RNA, 1077 nt
Organism: Clupea harengus (Atlantic herring)
Lineage: Eukaryota; Metazoa; Chordata; Actinopteri; Clupeiformes; Clupeidae
Gene: taf10
Product: TAF10 RNA polymerase II, TATA box binding protein (TBP)-associated factor
Biological process (GO): transcription initiation at RNA polymerase II promoter
Cellular component (GO): nucleus; SAGA complex; transcription factor TFIID complex
Molecular function (GO): promoter-specific chromatin binding; RNA polymerase II general transcription initiation factor activity
Source: RefSeq, a predicted model, not a curated record